GUGCAUACAAACAAAAUACUGUAUACACCUGCAACAAUUGGGAUUGGUCACACACGAUGUUGCUGUCAGUUUUGUUAACGUAUGGACGUUAACAAUUAUUACGUACAAAUUAAUAAUCAACAAUACAAGGACACAUGUAAUUUAUUAAACAAUUUACAUUAUUUUACAAGUAUUAUUAUAAUUUUAUUAAUUACUAUUGUGUUGAUUAAUUAUCAAGUUAAAUAUUGUCAUAAAAAAAAAAAAUUCUUUGACAUUUUUUUUUUUUUUUUUUUAGAAUAUUUAAUUUUCAUAAUAAACAUAAUAUUUGACAAUAGUUUUUUUUAAUGAUUGUUAUAACCUCAAAAAUUGAGGAUGUCAUUUGUGAGUGUAUUUGUGUUGUGUUUGUAAAUAGCCUAGUUUAUUAUCUAUUUGUUUUUUUAAAUCUUUUGUGUAUUUACUCAAAAAUAUAUUUUUUAUAAAAUUAAUUGGAUUAAUUUGUGGGUCAUUGUGAUUUAAUUGAGUGCAAAAUUAUUUAAACAAUUGUGUCAUAAACAAAUUACAAAUUUACUUUUUUUUUUUCAAGUAAUUUGCUUGCUUGUUUAUAUUUUUUUAAACAAAAAUAAAUAAAUAACAAAUGAUAAAUUAUUGACACUCCAAAGAUGUAAGACAAUUCAUAAUGAGUACACAAGAUUCACAAGAGCACUCAUUGGUAAAAGUGCUAUUUGAUUUUCAAUAUAAAACAAAUGAAGGACGUGAAAUAUCAAUUAAAAAAAAUGAACGUCUUGUGUUAUUACAAAAAACAAAUAUUGAUUGGUGGCAAGUAUUUCGUACACAUGAACAACGUUCAUUUUAUGUACCAGCAACAUAUGUACGUGAAAUAUCAAUAUUGUCUAGAAAAAAUUCAGAAGAAGAACGUGAUAAUACCACAAUGGAUCCAUCAGAAGGACCAAUAUAUAAAAAUAUGCCAAAAGAAACAACAAGUGCCAUUAAAAAUGUUAAAAAAUGGCUUGCUGGUGCAAUGGAAUGCACUCAAGAUGCAUCAAAAUCACAUGAAUCAUAUGAUGAUUAUAAAAAAUAUAAUGCAAUUGAUUAUCAAACAAGAGCUGAAUUAAAAGUUGGAUUAGCAGCAAUUAAAUCAAAAUCACUUGAAAGAGAUAUGAAAAAUACAAAAAUUAAUUUACAAUGUGAUAAUGAAAUAAUUAAUGAACAAUUACCAUUAAAUAAUAAUCCAUCAACAUCAACAACAAAGUUUGAUCAUACAGCUAAAGUUGAUAUACCAACAUUACAAGAUAAUAAUUUUCGUAAAGAAUUAGAAAAUUCACUUGAUCGUAGAAAUCAACGUAAAUUAUCAACAAGUAAAAAUGAUUAUGAUAAAAUAAUACAAGAAAAUCGUGAUAUUGAUACUAAAACAAAAUUAUUAAAAACACGUAUACGUACAGUAUCAUCACGUUCAGAUGAUUCACAAAUUGACAGUGAUAUUGAUGAUAAAUUUGAAAUAAAAAAAUUAAAUACAUCAUUACAUGAUGAAUUAAAAGAUAAAUUAAGUCCAUCAAAUUCAAAAAGAAAUAGUAGAAGUUUAGAUUUUGAAAUUAAAAAAUUUAGUCAAAGAAAUGAAAGAAGUCCAUCACCAAAACCAGUAUAUGGACGUCAAUUAACAAUUGCUGGUAGUAAUAUUAAUGAUGAAAAUAUUGAUAAUAAUAUAAAAGCUGGUAAUAAAAUAUUAUAUGAUAAAAGAAGUACAUGGGCUGUUGAAGAAUUAAUGACUGAAUUAACACAAAUGUGUAAAGAACGUGUUGUAACAAAUAAAACAAAAAAUAUAUCAAAUCUUAAAUCAAUUGAAAUUAAACCAACAACAUUUGAUCCACAUGAUGAAUUAACACGUGAAUUACAUGAAAUGAAUUUACAAAGAUCUGGUGGUAAUACACCACAAAUUGAAAAUCGUACAAUUGAAACAACAUCAUCAUCACCAUCAACAUCAAAUAAUAUAUCAAAAAUAUCAAUUAAUCAAAGUGAUAAAUUACGUAUUGAAAAAAUAAUAUUACAUAAAGAAGAUGAACAACAAAAAUUAUCACCAACAAAUAAAUUUACAUUUACAUUUAAAAAUAAUGAUAUUCCAUCAUCAUCAACAACUACAUCAACAUCAACAUCAUCAACAACAACAACAACAACAACACUAUCAUCACCACAAAUAAAACCAUUAAAAUCACCAAAAUCACCAAAAAUACUAGACGAAUACAAUGAAGCAAAUAUAUUAAAUGAUUCCCCUACAUCACCAAAUGACUCACUAGAUAAUACUCAUUUGUUAUCAGCUGAAAAUGAUAAAAUAAGUCGGAUUAAUAAUUUUAUUAAACAAGAAUUAAAUCCAAUUCAUGAAACUCCAUCAUAUUCAAAUAUAAAAUUAUCUGAACAAGUUAAAUUACGUACAAAAUUAAAAAUGAAAAAUGAUGAAACACAAAGUGAAUUAAAAUUAACACCAUCAUUAGAAAAAUUAGCAAGUGAAAUAAAAUUUAUACCAUCUAAAAAAACAACAAAUGACACUGAUGAAAUUAAUAAAAAUAAGGUUAAAAUUAAUAAUAAUAAUUAUACAUUAAUAAAUAGUUCUAAUUUUAAUCUUGAUAAUGAUAAAAAUCAUGAAAAUGAUAAUAAUAAUAAUGAUACAUUUGAUGAUAGUGGUAUUGUUGAUGAAAGUAUUACUAUAAUUGAUAAUAAUGAUGAUAAAAAAUGUGAAAAUAAUUAUUUAAAAUUUAAAAAAAAAUUUUUUCAUACUGGAAGUUUUAAAACAAAAAGAGAAGGUAAAUAUUUUUAUAAAAAUAAAGAUUUUAAUGAUGAUUAUGAUGAUGAUGAUGGAUGGAAAAAUUGUUUAAAAAGAACAACAACAAUGCAUUGUACAACUGUUCCUGAAUCAUCAAGACGACAUAAACGUUUUGAUAAUAUAAAAUAUACAAAUAAAUUAAAACGAAAAAGUCGUAGUUUAAGUGAUUUAAAUUUAUUUGAUGAUGUGGAUGAUGAUGAUGAUGAUGCUGAUGAAGAUGAUGAUAAUUUAAAUGAGGAAAAUUUAUCUGAAUAUGAUAAUUGUGGUAUAAAAAUUAAUCAUCGUCGUCCUGUACCAUUACCAAGAAAAUUAAUACCAUCAUUUGUUGAUAAAAAUAAAAAUGAUAAAUUAAAAAAUUUUGAUUAUCAUACUGAUGAAGAUAUUUGGAUUGCUAGAGAUGAUAUUUAUCCAUCAAAAUCAUCAACAGCUGUUGGUUUUAAAUCAUUACUUAGUCCAUCAGAUAGUGGCUCUGAUAAUUGUUUACAAUCAAAAGAAUUAUUAAAUGACCAUAAUGAUGAUAUUGAUAAAAAAGCGAAAAAUAAAAAAAUGAUUAGAGAAAGUUUUUCUGAUGAACUUGUGUUGAGUUCAAAUGCUAGCUCUGAAGCAUUACAAAGUCAAUCAGAAUCUGAAAUAACACCUGCAUCACAACAAAGUCCAGUUGAUAUUAAAACUCCAAUAGAAGGAUAUGAAUAUGAUAUUGAACUACCACCAGGAUGGAUACAAAAAUAUGAUUCACAAUUGGAGCAAAUGUCUUAUUUCAAUAAACAAGGAGACAGGUGGUUUUCAUCACACGAUGCUGAAGGAAAAAUAUAUUUUUUUGAAGAAAAUAGCAAUGAAUCAUUUUGGGUACUUCCAACAAAAUCCAAAGAUCAACUUGUUCCAACAAAACCGUCCACAAAAACAAAUAGAUUAUCAUCAUCAUCACCAAAGUUUAUUCCACCACCAUCAAUAAAUACAACUAAAACAAAAAUUAAUUCAUCAAAUACAUAUACAAACACAUCACCAUCACCAUCAUCAUCAUCAUCACUUCAACAAACAUCAAAUAUAUCAAGUCCAAUUUUACAUUAUGAAAAUUUACAACAAAAAAAAUUAACAGCAUCAACAACUACAACAAUUACUGAAUGGCCUCAAUUGUCAUUUGAUGGAAAUAUGAAAAUAAUAAAAGAAGGACAAAUAAAUAGAACAAAAAUAACUGAAAAUGGAAAAAAAUUACGUAAAAAUUGGAGUACAUCACAUGCUGUAUUGACUGAAUUAUUUUUAUUAUUUUUUAAAGAUUCUAAAACAUUUUCAACAAUGAUUAAAAGUGGACAAUGUCAAACAGCUAAACCUGAUAUAUCUGUUGAUUUAAAUGGUGCUAGAAUUGAAUUAGGUGAUCGUGCAAGUAGUAGAAAAAAUGUUUAUAUUAUUAGUACUGUAUUGGGUCUUCAAGUUUUAAUACAAAGUGAUAAUACAUUACAAUCAAAUGAAUGGUAUCAAGAUAUUGAUACAGUUAUUAAAAAAUUACCAUCACAAACAAAAACACUUGUUGAUUAUGAUGGUAUUAGAAAAAUAAGUAAUAGUAAAUUGGAUAAACAACAAAGUGAAAUAAAUCAAGAUGAUAGUAAAAAGGAUAACAAUAAAGUAUCAAGAUCAAGAUCAAUGAAAAUUAAAAGAUUAGAUGAUUCAAUUGAAGAUCUUCCAAGUGUCAAUGAAAAAAUUAAAAUAAAAGCUAAAUUAAGAAGAUUUUUUUUACGUAGACCAUCUGUUGAAUCAUUGGUUAAAGAUGGAAUUUAUAAAAAUGAACCAGCUUUUGGCUCUUCUCUUCAAGAUGUAUGUCCAAAUUCAUCACCACGUAUUCCUGCAUUUGUCAAAAGAUGUAUUGAAGUAUUAGAAAGUAAUGAGGAUAAUAUGAAAACAGAUGGUUUAUAUCGUGCAAGUGGUAAUUUAAGUCAAAUACAAAAAAUACGUUUACAAAUUGAUCAAGAUAAGCUAAAUGUAUUAUCACAAGAAGAAGAUGUACAUGUAUUAACUGGUGCAUUAAAAUUAUUUUUUCGUGAAUUAAAAGAACCAUUAAUACCAUCAUGUUUUUUUAAAGAAGCACUUAAUGCAAGUAUGUUAAAAAAACAUACAACAAAAGUACAAUGUUUUAGAGAUAUUAUUAAAUUAUUUCCAUCACCAAAUUAUGAUACAUUACAAUAUUUAUUAAAACAUUUACUUAAAGUAACAACUUAUCAAGAAUUUAAUAGAAUGCAUAUACCAAAUCUUGCUAUUGUUUUUGGACCAACAUUAAUGUGGCCAGCUGAGGAGAGUCCAAAUAUGGCACUUGAUUUGAUGCAACAAAAUUUAGUUAUUGAAUGCCUUUUGUCAGAGUACAAUAAGAUAUUCAAAUAAUAAAUAAAUAUUCAAAAUAGUAUUCAUUUUUAAUUAUAAUUAUUAUUUUUAAUGUGUUUAUUCAUUAUUCACAUUUAUUUAUUAAAUAUCAAUUAUUAAAUAUCCAUUCCGAUAUUAUAAAAAUAAUAAAAAUGACAAUUAUUUAAAAAACAAAUAUAUAUAUUUAUUAAAAAUAUAUUUUUCGAUAUAAAAAAAAAUAAAACAUUUAAGUCUGUUAGAAAAAAAUAAUAAUAAUGAAUUUAUUGAGGGCAAAUAUCUCGGUAAUUAAUUAAAAUAUUUUCAUGCAUAAUUUAUUUUUGAAAUUAAUUUAAAAAGAAAAAAAUGUUAUUUAAAAUAUAUUUAUUGGUAGAUUCAAUUAUUUUUUUAAUUUUUAUUUACGAGAUUAAUUAAUACAAAUUAUUAUUGCUAAUGAAUAAUCCAAAAAUAAUAAAAAUCACAAAAAAAAAAAAAUAAAAAAAAAUGCACAAAUAAUAUAAAUAAUUAUUAUUUUUAAAAUGUUGAUAAAAAUUUUAAUUUUUAUAAUCAAUUUAAUGUAAUUUAUGUAAAUAUUCAGUUUAUUUUUAUCAAUAUUGAAUUACAUCAAAUAUUGCAGUCAAGUAUUUUUUUUUUUUCAUUUUUAUUUUGACACAAUAUUCAUCGAUCGAAAGUAGUUUCGACAAUCUAAAUAAUUAAAACAAGACCAAGUUAUAAAAAACAAAUUAUUGACAUUAUUUUCAAUUACUUGGUCUGUAGUUACAUUCCUUGUAUUAAUCUACUGUCAAUACUAUCCUCUGAUAAUUAUUAAUUAAAAUAUUCAGUCACACUAAUUUAACAUAUUUAAUUAUUAUUGAAAUAAUCAUAAAUAUAUAAUUUUAUUUUAUAUAUAAAAAUGAAAAAUUUAUCAUCAUUUAAACCAAAAUAUUUAAGCCAAAAUACAAACAAUUUUACUUGGUUUAUCAAAGCUUGAAAAAUAAUUAAAAUAAAUGUUAUUUGUUAGUGCCAAUAUAGCUAUUUGUUUACUGAGUAUUUUAAAAAUAAAUAAUGCUAGUUGACAUUUAAAUAAUUAUUCAAAACUUUAUGCUAAUGUUUCAUCUUGUUUUAGAAAUUAAUUUUUUUUUUAAAUUAUAUUUAUCAAGUUAUUAGAAAUUAAUCUGCAAAGUUUUUUUAUAUUUUUUUCUUUUGAAAUAUUUAAAUGUCGAUGUUUAAAUAUAUUUGUUAUUUUUAUUAGAAAAUAUAUAUAUAUAUUAUGUAAUUAUGAUAGAGUCAAAUGAUGAAAAAUUAAAACUACAUGAAAAAAAAAAAUAUAUUAUAUUUAAAAAAUAUUAAAGGGCGAUAACAGUAUUGUUAUGUAAAAAUAUGUUUAUUUGUCUCGAUAAAUGUAUUUCGAGAAGAAGACUUUAUGGAAGUGUUUCGAAGUGUGAGGUAUAUUUAUUUUUUUAUAUGAUUGUAAUGAUGAUUUAACAUGAAGAAGUGUAUAUUAACGAGAAAGACAAAAAAUAUAUAUAAAAAAACCAACAAAUUAGAAAAAAAUUAUGAAAAAUAAAAAAAAAAAAAAUUAGUUUGGCUGUUAAAAAUUACGUAAAACUUGAAUCAGUUAAAGUUUUAAUAAAUAUAUUGACAUAAAUAAUAAUGAAUAAAUAUUUAAAAAUUACUAUUUUGCUUAUUUAAAUAAUUAAAAAAUAUUUUUAGAAAAAAGUAAUGACAAAUUGUUAAAAAAAUAAAAAAAAUUGAUUUAUAUUAUUUACAAAUAUUUUAAUAUUUAAUUUUCAUUUAUAUUAUCUUUAAAAAAUUAUUAUAUUUAUCUGUCAAAUUCUUCCAUGUAUUGCUGAUAUUUAAUAGAAUUAAAAGUCACUAUUUUUUUUUUUCAACUUUUACUAUCAAUAAUAGAGUUUGACAAAUAAUUUCGUCUGUAAUUUGAAAAAAAAAACACAAUGCCAAGCACGUAAUGAAAAAUAAGUGUGAUAAAUUAUUUGGUUAUUUAUUAUAGAUGAAUUAUCUUUCUAAAAAAAUAAAACUAUGUGUAAAUUAAUAAUAAAAACUCCAAUACAUUUGUGGAUUAGAGUUAAGAGACUGUCAUACUGUUAAAAAAAAAUUUAAUUAUAUUAUUUUAAUUAAUAAACUUGUCACAAAUAAUAAAUUCAACAAUUGUCAUGACCUAUUUGUAGCUUCCAAUAUAGCUGAAUAUUAAAAUCAAAUUGAUUCAUAAAUAAUUAAAAAUAUAAUAAAUAUUACUUGUUAAAUGCGUGCAUGAAAGAAUCAAAAAUAUAAAUCUAUAUUCACAUAAAAAAAAAAAAAGUCUAUUUAAAAUUAUUCGUGUCAAACAAUCACAUUUUAUAAACAAAAAAAAAUAUAUUUAUUUAUUUAUUUUUAAAUAGAAUAAAUUUAAAAAUCAUUAAAAGAAAAUAUAUUUUCUGUUUGACAUUAAAUAAUAUUUUUUGUAAAAUUUUUAUUUAAUAAUAUUCUAUAUGAAAUAUUAUUUUUAUUGUUCAUUUAUAGAAAUUAUAAGUAUGUUUAUUAUGAAUUUUAUUUAAAUAAUUAUAUUCAAUUAUUAUUAUUGUAUUUUUAUUGCACAUAUUAAGUGGAUGCAGUUAAUGUAUAAUAAAUUAUAUGUAUUGUUAUUGCAUCUUUAAACACUGAGUUGAGUAUAUGUAUUAAUAAAAAAUAAAAAAAAAACAGAAA
Molecule: messenger RNA, 7819 nt
Organism: Aphidius gifuensis
Lineage: Eukaryota; Metazoa; Arthropoda; Insecta; Hymenoptera; Braconidae
Product: rho-type GTPase-activating protein 2-like
Exons: 4
Coding region: 656-5161 (1501 amino acids)
Biological process (GO): regulation of GTPase activity; signal transduction
Cellular component (GO): cytoplasm
Molecular function (GO): protein binding
Source: RefSeq, a predicted model, not a curated record